AUGGACGACCAUAACACCCAUGACUGGACAGCAAACGCGCUCUUCUCGCCCUCCAAGGCCCGCGUGCAACAAGCCCAAGCUAAGGACUGGGCUGCUGUCGACGCAUGGCUGGCGAAGAAGUAUGCGCCUGCGAAGCGACCGCCAAUCUUUGAAAGGAACGAGGAGACCUUGCAAAUCCUGCUCACGCUUGCCACGUUAAAUGAAGGCGCGGACGAGCAGAGAGCACUCGUCGAUCGCGUGCACAAAGCCGCUCUGCAAGCUCUUAAGAAGGGCAGAGCAGACCGUGAAGGGCGCGGCGGGGGAGCGGAAGUCCUGUUCAAACAGCUGAACAGUGAUGUGGUGUUGACCACGCUCGCGAAGGCAGCGGUGGCACUGGAUGCGCCUGAUGUCCGCAUUGAUGCUAUGGGCGGCGCAGUCUCGGAUCUUACUGCCGAAGAUUUCGCCGCAUCCCAACAGCUGCAGCGCGUGGAAUUGCAGCUCCGUGCACUCAAGGCUCAACGACACAAGGCCGAGGAGCAGCUUAGGGAGCUGAGAAGUGAAUCGUUCCACACUCCAGAUCAUCUGGUAGAUCAGACCGGCGACUGGGUGCGAAGUACGAAGCAGCUCAAGGCCAAGGUUGGAGAGUACGAUGAACGUCUAGCCUCCGCAAGGGCUGCAGGCAGGCCGACCGUGAAGCUGGACGACAUCAACAGACAGACAGGGGAGCUUUCGGCACAGCAGGCCCACCUCAAGGACCUGGAAAUGCAACUACGUGCUUUUCAGAGUCUACCAACCGACGCUAAAGCAGCUCGACAACAGCUUGAAUCCACGAGGGAAACUCUACGUACCUUGACAAAGCAACGGGAUGAACUUUUCGAGAGGCUAUACGCAUGCCGCUGCACCAACGGCAACUUUCCCGUCCACAACGGCCCGAUGCCAGCGUCGCAAAUCUCUUCUCCCUCUCUGCCAGGAGGCGCGAACGCAGUGAGCUGA
Molecule: messenger RNA, 972 nt
Organism: Saxophila tyrrhenica
Lineage: Eukaryota; Fungi; Ascomycota; Dothideomycetes; Mycosphaerellales; Extremaceae
Exons: 2
Coding region: 1-972 (323 amino acids)
Biological process (GO): spindle assembly
Cellular component (GO): HAUS complex; cytosol
Source: RefSeq, a predicted model, not a curated record